Pyrus x bretschneideri (Chinese white pear) is the source of this 3157-nucleotide messenger RNA. RefSeq lists its product as uncharacterized. The transcript is spliced from 10 exons. Gene Ontology annotation, molecular function: protein binding. The record is from RefSeq and is a predicted model, not a curated record. The coding region runs from base 268 to 2844 and encodes 858 amino acids. Lineage: Eukaryota; Viridiplantae; Streptophyta; Magnoliopsida; Rosales; Rosaceae.
UAAUUAAUUAAAAAAUCUGCACACUCACAGAGGAAAGAAAAAAGAAAGAGCGAAAGGAAAGGUUUUCGGUGCCGAGAGAGAGAGAGAGAGAGAGAGAGGAGAGAGAUUUUGGAUUUUUAUCUUCAUCUUCUUCCUCCUUGCGUUCUGUUUGGCAGCAGCGGCGGAAACUCAGAGAGAGGGAGACGAACAGCUGUAAAUCCAAUACGUCGCCGUAUCGGCAGUCUCAGAUCUAGUAAGGGUUUUCUCACAGAAGAGGAGAGAGAGAGAAUGAGCGGGAGAGGCGGCGGAGGCGUGGCCAGCAAUGGCAAGGGCAAUACUGGGAUUUCCGGCAUACCGGCGGGGUCUCGGAAGAUGGUGCAGAGCUUGAAGGAGAUUGUGAAUAACUGCACUGAGCAAGAGAUCUACGCUAUGCUUAAAGACUGUAACAUGGACCCUAACGAGGCCGUCAAUCGCCUCCUGGCCCAAGAUCCUUUUCAUGAAGUGAAGAGCAAACGAGAAAAGAAAAAAGAGAGUAAGGAGCCGACAGAUUCCAGGUCCCGUGGGGCAAGUAACACUUCAAGUUAUGGUGCUAGAGGUGGUGACCGUUAUUCUGCACGUGGCGGAUCAAACCACUUUAGCUCUAAUGAUUCUGGUUUUUCGCAUGGUAAGUCUGCAUACAAGAAGGAAAAUGGGACACAUGCUUAUCCAGGUUCUGCGCCUGGCAUGGCAGGACAUCACACAGGUCGACGACCUACAUCCUACAGCGAUUCUGUGGGGAGUGAAAACAAAGUGCCAACAUUGAGCACAGAUGAUGGAAUAUCGUCAUUCUCACAGCCUUCUUCAGGAUAUCAGUCUGCAUGGGGAGGGGUUCCAGGUCAAGUAUCCAUGGCCGACAUUGUUAAGAUGGGCAGGCCGCAAGCCAAGGCUACCACCUUGCCAAACCCCCAUAAUCAUAGUGGUAAUCAUCAUGAUGGGGCACCUCCUGCAGCAUCAUUGCAUUACAAUUUGCAUUCACCGCAAGAUCAUGUUCCGAAGUUGUCAGCGACCAAUGAUGAGUGGCCCUUGAUUGAUCCACCAUCUGUUAGCAUGUCCUCUGUUCUUGGGGCACCCACAAACUCUGAGCUGUAUGCUGAUUCAUCUAACUUGCCCAUCGAUAGAGUUAAUCAACAUAUAAGAUCCCAGAUAGAUGAGGUUGAGGUGGAAGAAGAUGAUUCUGUUGAGGCACUUCCAAGCCAUAAUGAGCCUACUUCUGUAUCUGGUAGACAUUUACAAGAAGAUAAUUCCGGAGGUGCAUCUAAUUUUGAUAAUAACUUGUAUGAAGACAUAAAUUCCUACCAACCACAGAGGCAUGCUUUCGAGGAGAAUGAAGCUGAAGAAGAUGUGUCAUCAGUGGCUGCAAACUUGCAGCAACUUAAUUUACAAAACGAUGAUAGGGGAGCAGCUCCUGAAGAAGAAAAACCUCCUGUGGUCAUUCCUAAUCACCUUCAGCUUCAUACUCCAGAUGUCUUGAACUUGAGCUUUGGAAGUUUCCGAUCUGGCCCAGAUCCUGCUCUUCCUAGCUCCGAUUCAUUUGCUUCGGAGCCACAGGAAAGCAACUUUGAAGAGACAUCUGGGGCCGUAGAUGUUUCUGCAAUUGCACACUCAGAUGCAAGAAAUCCUGAGUAUUAUGGAGAUGAGCAUCUCAUGAAUGCCUCGGACGAAAAUCUAGUUCAUAGAACUGUAGCCAGUGCUGGAGAUUAUGAAUCUCCUUCAGUUUCACAAGCGGAGAUCUUGAAACAAGAAACCCAUGAACCUGAUCAGGGGAAUCAAUAUGUGUUCUCUUCUGCACCUGGAUUUGCAUAUGAGAACUCCCAACAAUUGGAUGCGGCAUUUUCUCACCAACAGACAAGCUCGCAGAUGCAGAAUAUGGCUCCUUUUUCGAAUGUGAUGCAGGCAUAUACAAAUUCAUUGCCCAGCACUCUGUUAGCUUCAAGUGCUCAAGCUGCAAGGGAGGAUUUUCCAUACUCACCAUUCCCCAUGACCCAAUCUAUGCCCACAAAGUAUGGCAGUGCGGCUUCUUCUAUCAGCGGUCCCACCAUCUCCAUGGCAGAGGCAUUGAGAGCGGGUGGUAUUUCUGCACCUCAGCCUACUCCACAGGGCCUGCCUGGUGCUAAUGUUGCUACUGGACCAGCUCUUCCACAACACCUUGCUGUGCACCCUUAUUCUCAACCUACUCUUCCGCUAGGGCAUUUUUCAAACAUGAUCGGUUAUCCUUUCCUGCCUCAGAGCUACACAUAUAUGCCGUCAGCUUUCCAGCAGCAAUUUGCUGGUAACAGCACAUAUCAUCAGUCUCUGGCUGCAGUUCUCCCACAGUAUAAAAAUAGCGUCUCUGUUAGCAGUUUGCCUCAGUCUGCUAAUAUUCCGCCAGGUUAUGGGUUCAGCAGUUCAACCAGCAUUCCUGGUGGAAACUUUCCUUUGAAUCCACCCUCAGCACCUACAGGCACUACGAUGGGCUAUGACGAUGUUGUAAACCCUCAGUACAAGGACAAUAGCCAUUUGAUCUCACUUCAGCAGCAGCAAAAUGAUAACUCGGGCAUGUGGGUUCAUGGACCUGGUUCCCGAGCAAUGUCCGCUGUUCCAGCCAGCAACUAUUACAGCUUUCAGGGGCAGAAUCAACAGCACGCAGGGUUCCGGCAAGCUCAGCAACCACCGCCUUCACAGCAGUAUGCUGGAACUCUCGGUUACCCUAACUUUUAUCACUCUCAAACCGGGAUGUCCCUAGAACACCAGCAGCAGCAAAGUUCGAGGGACGCAUCCCUGGGCGGCUCACAAGGUGGCCAACCCUCGAAGCAGUCGCAACAGCAGCUAUGGCAGAACAGCUACUAAUUCCCAGUCAUCUCCUCCCUCUCCUCAAGGUUUUUUUGGGGUCACGUAGUGAGUUUGAAAGUGGCCGAUCAGAGGCGUUUACUGCGGUCGGAAUAAUCGUCAUCAUGUAUCAUUAUUUGGUCAUAAGAGGAAGAGAGCUUGGCUUGGCUGCUGCCCUGUCCCUGUCCCCGUGCCUGUGCCUGUGCCACGAGAGAGAUUGUAUUUCUAGAUAUUGUUUUCUUGCUCACCAUGUUUAACCUGUUACCUUAGGUAAAAACAAGUGUGCUAAUUUGGAUUAGUGGAUAUUUUACUACGAUCCUUUUCGUUUCUUUUC